Molecule: messenger RNA, 1863 nt
Organism: Chrysoperla carnea
Lineage: Eukaryota; Metazoa; Arthropoda; Insecta; Neuroptera; Chrysopidae
Product: BUD13 homolog
Exons: 2
Coding region: 144-1826 (560 amino acids)
Biological process (GO): mRNA splicing, via spliceosome
Cellular component (GO): U2-type spliceosomal complex; RES complex
Molecular function (GO): RNA binding
Source: RefSeq, a predicted model, not a curated record
ACAAUUCGCACAAUUCGUUUUUAAACGUAUCGAAUUUUUUUAUUUUAUCCUUAAUAUGAUAAUUAUCACAAUAUUUUAUCAAAUAAAUUACAAACGAUAAUUAAUAUUCAUAAGAAGUUGUGAUUUUCAAAACAUUUACUAACAUGGGUACUAAAAUAGAUCAGAAAAAAUAUUUACAAAAGUAUUUAAAUCCUAAAAAGCAUAAGAAAAAGGGUCAGAAAAAAACCGAAAAUUCAGCAAAACGGGUAAAUAUAAUCGAUGACGAUAUUGAUGUAUCACAAAUAAUGCCAAUUGGUGAUUCAGAAAUAGAUAUUUAUACUACUGGAGAAGAUGCACCACAGAUAGCAGGCAUUAUUGACGAAAGACCAAUAGAUGUACAACUAAAAGACAAAUUUAAAUUCAAUACUCAAUGGAAAUUAAUCAAUGACGACGAUGGUUUUAAUUCACAAUUAAUUAUAAAAGAACAAAAACGUAAAAUUAAAAAUAGUUCUAUCGGUGAUGAAUCCAAAACAUCAGAAGGUGAUAGUCAAGAUUAUUCUCCAAAACGUAGAAAAAAUUACUCCGAUGAUGAAAAUGAAUCAACACGUAAAUCUAGAUUGGAUAAUUCUAAGGCCAAAAAAUCCGACAAAAAUUCAGAUUCAGACUUUAGUCCACCUAGAAAUAAAGGAAUAAGUUCUAAACCAUCAAAACGUGAUUCAAGCCCAUUUAGGAAAAAGUAUAAUGAUAAGGAGUCAAAAUAUCAUUCAGAUUCUGAUACCAGCCCCCCUAGAAAAAAACAAACAAGUAAUGAGAAUUCAAGAAAAGCUACAUCAUCAAAACAAUCAGAUUCAGAUACCAGCCCUCUUAGAAGGAAUUCGAAUAAAACAAAUAAGUCAGUACAGGAUUCAGAUACCAGCCCACCAAGGAAACAACAUAUUAAAUCUGAAAAAGGAGGAAGACGUGAUUCAGAUUCAGACGCUAGCCCACCUAGAAGAAAAUCCCCAAAUACUGAUACAAGUCCUCCAAGAAAAAAGUCAUUUAAAUCUGAAAAAGGAACAAGGCAAGAUUUUGAAUUUGGUGGAAGUCCACCCAGAAAAAGAAAACAAAAUUCUAGUAGGUGGGAUCAACCUGAUUUAGAUGCCGAUCCACCUAGAAAACAUAAAAGAAACAGAUCAGAUUCAGAUACUAGCCCGCCAAGGAAAUCUAAUAGACAAUCUGAAUAUAAUUUUGAAAAAUCUAAACAUAAUUUCGGAGAAUCUAAUUCAUUUAGAGAUAAAAAGAUAGAUAAGAAAAGAUUUCAUCCAGAUUCAGAUUCAAGUCCCCCAAGAAUCAGAAAAGGCAAUACGAAAAAUAGACCUGGUAGUAAUUCACCUAAAAAUGUAAAUGUUGUCAAAUUUAAUAUUAGAAAUCCUGAUCAAGCCGAAAAAAAAUUAGAUGCUGAAAAGAGGAAAAUUCAAGAAGAGAAAUAUGCAACAUGGGGUAAAGGUUUAAAACAAGUUGAAGAACGUAGAGAAAAAAUGGAUAAUGAUUCACAUGAAAUGUCAAAACCUUUAGCAAGAUAUGCAAAUGAUGAGGAUUUAGAAAGUUUCUUAAAAGAACAAGAACGUGAAGGUGAUCCUAUGUUAGAAUAUAUUCGAAAACAAAAUAAAACUGAAAAACAAGACGAUAAACCUAGUAAGCCAAAAUACGAAGGGGCUUUUAUGCCAAAUCGGUUUGGUAUUCCACCAGGUUAUCGAUGGGACGGUGUAGAUAGAUCAAAUGGUUAUGAAUCAAACUGGUUUAAUGUACAAAAUUCGAAAAAGGUAUUACAGGAAGAAGCUUACAAAUGGAGUACGGAUGAUAUGUAAUAAAUAUAUAUAUAUAUAUAUUUUUUUUUUUAAAUAA